This is a messenger RNA of Staurois parvus, 497 nucleotides long. The record is from the annotation of a GenBank genome assembly. Lineage: Eukaryota; Metazoa; Chordata; Amphibia; Anura; Ranidae.
AUGUACAUACACAGAAAUACACACGCACAGACACAUGUACAUACAUACAAAGACACAUGUACACACAAACACAUGUACGUACAUACAAACACACACAUGUACAUGCACACACACACUUGUACAUACACGCAGACACAUGUACAGAUACACACAUGUACAUACACACAGACACAUGUACAAUUGUACAUCCAUACACACACAAACACACACAUGUACAUGUACACACACACACUCACCCAUAAAAAGUUGCAGUACUUCGUUGUUCACUCAUAGAGCCGGGUACUGCACCCUAGGGGGAGGCAGAGAGCACAGCACACACUCCUUCCUUUGCUUUCACUGCGCUCAGCUAUUGAGCAGUCUGACGGCUCCCAGUGCCAAUGACAGAUCCAGCCUGAGCUCCGAGCCUGCUCAGCAAUGACCCCCACCAUAAUUUCCACUCGCCAUUGGCGAGCUGGCGAGAGGAAAUUUCAAGCCCUACACUAGCACAUCUUUUGUCA